Messenger RNA from Brachypodium distachyon (stiff brome), 6737 nucleotides. RefSeq names its product 1-phosphatidylinositol-3-phosphate 5-kinase FAB1B. The record is from RefSeq and is a predicted model, not a curated record. The coding region runs from base 977 to 6433 and encodes 1818 amino acids. Gene Ontology annotation, molecular function: ATP binding; metal ion binding; 1-phosphatidylinositol-3-phosphate 5-kinase activity. Gene Ontology annotation, cellular component: endosome membrane. NCBI's taxonomy places the organism in Eukaryota, Viridiplantae, Streptophyta, Magnoliopsida, Poales, Poaceae. Gene Ontology annotation, biological process: phosphatidylinositol phosphate biosynthetic process. The transcript is spliced from 13 exons.
AAAGAGGUGCUAGCUAUGUCAUGCAGUUGCGACCCAAGCACCCAGAGCCUCCCGCGUGCUCCAGUCCUGCCUCGCCCACUCCUCUGCAUCCUGCCGCAGAAAGGGCGACUGCUGGCGGCAAGGGCGGGCGACGGCGGCAAGGGCGUCGAGGACGAGAUAGACCUACUGCAGGAGACGAGAGGAGGCGCGAGGGGAGAGGAGACGAGGGAGAUACUCCGGGAGCGCUGCAGCCGUCGAGUCGGCCCACGCGAAUCUUGGUGCCCACGGUGGGCCCGUCUUCUAAAUAGAUUAACCGAAAAUAGAAGUUAACUCCCUCCCCUCUCUCUCUCUUCCCAGUUCGUCGCUCUCUUCCUCUUCGCCGAAUCGCGACCCAAAAGUUCGAUCUUUGGGCUCCCUCCAAUCGGAUUCCCCCACGGCGCUUGGACCCGCCACCGCCGUUCCACGAGCUCCCGAUUGGAUCGCGCCCCGUCCCGUCCCGUCCCGUGUCGUCUGACCCCGGCGCCGCCGGCGCCAAUGCCCGGCGCGCGCAGCUCUGCCGCCCCGCUCCCGCCGCCUUGUUGCGAUAUGGGCGCGGGGCACGAUAUAGGGUGGUGAGAUCAUACUUUCUUCCCUUAUAAGGGACCUAAGACUGUUAUUGCGGAGGAAUUCUUGCGCCGCUCCGUGUGCAGUGGCGGGGGCGGCGGCGGCGACAGCAGGCGCGACCUGCUCGAUCUUGGUUCUCUGAGGGGUGCUUCCGCCGGAUUGCGAUGCAAUGUGGGCCACGCUCGGGUGGUGCUACUUUUGAUCUGUUUUCUAGUCUUUUGAGAUUUUGUGCAGAGAGGUGUGUUAUUCCUAGCUUGCUCGUGCUGUAGCUGAGAAAAAUUGCUAACAAUGUGCCAAAAUUUGUGGAUUGUUUUUGGUGCUCAUAAUGUUGUUCUUUAGCAGAUGAGGAUGCAAAUAUGAGGAUUUCUUUUAGGUGGUCCUAUUGCAGCCACCCAUGGAGGCCUCUGAUAAAACUUUUGCUGAUGUAGUUAAGCUUUUGACAUCAUGGCUGCCUCGUCGGUCCAAACCAGACAAUGUCUCAAGGGACUUCUGGAUGCCUGACCACAGUUGCCGAGUCUGUUAUGACUGUGACACACAGUUCACCAUAUUCAACCGCAGGCAUCAUUGUCGUCGUUGCGGGCGUAUUUUCUGUGGUAAGUGCACAGCAAAAUCCGUCCCAGUUAGAAGUGGCCCUGAUAAAAGCGUCUAUGAGGCGGACAAGAUUCGUGUCUGCAACUUUUGCUUUAAGCAAUGGGAGCAGGAGCAAACUAAUGUUUUCAAGCAGAUGCAGCCAGUGCUUAGCCCUUCCCUGUCUGAGGCGAGUCUGUUCAGUACAAAAUCAACUAUCACAGUUAACAGUGUGAGCACACCCGCUGGAUGUUACUCUACUGGAAAGUACCAGCAUAAUAUGGCUCGUGCCUCGAACAUUUGUCCUCCCAAAAUUUCCCAAGACAAAGCCUCCCAUAGUACUGAAAGCACCCAUGUGCCUGAGAAAAAUAUGCAGUCUAUUUCAAACAGAGAUGACUCUUCUUCGGUUCAAUUUGACUAUUACAGAAACAGGAGUGACGACGAAGAUGAAGAGUAUUCUUACUUCUCUGACAGGCAGGUACAACAUCAACAACACAAUAACCAGUACUUCCACUCAGAUGAGUUUGAUGAGUUUGAUGCAUCCUAUAAUUCAACGAUAUCAAGGGCUAUUGAAGAAAAUGUAAUUUCAAAGGAGUUAUCCUCUUAUGUGGUUGAUCAAGGAUUACCCAGCACAUUGCCAAUAACCAAAGUGGAGGAUGAUCCAGAACCUGAUAAUAGUUCAGAUUGCGGUGCUGCUUCAUCCAUUUAUGCCCUGGAAACUACUGAUACAAAUCCAGUGGAUUUUGAGAAGAAUGAUUUUUUUUGGAUUCCCCCUGAACCAGAAGAUGUAGAAGAUGAGGUGGAAGCUGAUUUGUUUGAUGACGACUAUGAUGAUGAUGAGCCUGUAUCUGAUGGUGGACGGUGGCGCAUUCGAUCGUCAAGUAGUUUUGGUAGUGGAGAAUUCCGAAGUAGAGAUCGCUCAAGCGAAGAACAUAAGAAAGUAAUGAAGAAUGUUGUUGAUGGACAUUUCAGGGCUUUGAUUUCUCAGCUGUUGCAGGUGGAGAAUAUUGCAUUACAGGAAGGUGAUGACAUGGGUUGGUUGGAGAUUGUUACUUCGGUAUCAUGGGAAGCUGCAAACUUCCUCAGACCUGACACAAGCCAAGGCGGAGGCAUGGAUCCUGGUGGAUAUGUCAAGGUUAAGUGUUUAGCGGGUGGACACUGCAGUGAAAGCACUGUUGUGAAAGGAGUAGUCUGUAAGAAGAAUGUCGCACAUAGGCGCAUGACUUCUAGAAUAGAAAAACCUCGUCUCCUUCUACUUGCUGGAGCUCUUGAGUAUCAUCGAGUUACGAAUCAGCUGUCAAGUAUUGACACAUUGCUCCAGCAGGAAACAGAUCACCUUAAAAUGGCAGUCGCGAAGAUUGUAGCUCAAAAACCCAACCUCCUUUUGGUUGAGAAUACAGUUUCUCGCUAUGCUCAAGAUUUGCUUCUAGAGAAGAACAUAUCACUGGUUUUAAAUAUUAAGCAAUCCCUCUUGCAGCGUAUAGCUCGUUGCACAGGUGCUCAGAUAGUUCCUUCUAUUGAUCUCUUACCAUCUCAGAAACUUGGUUACUGUGAGUUGUUUCAUGUCGACAAACACAUUGAACAUUCUAUGACUUCGGAUAAUAAGACUAAGAAAAUGCUGAAGACCAUGAUGUUUUUUGAAGGAUGUGCAAAGCCAUUAGGUUGCACUGUUCUGCUGAAGGGUGGUAGCAUGGAUGAGCUAAAGAAAAUUAAGCAUGUGGUCCAGUAUGGCAUAUUUGCAGCAUAUCACUUGGCCCUAGAAACAUCUUUCCUUGCAGAUGAAGGUGCCACGCUACCAGAACUUCCUUUGAAGUCUCCACUGACUGUAACCUUACCAGAUAAGCGAUCUGCUGCAGACAACUCUAUUUCGACGGUGCCAGGUUUUACAAUUGAUAUUUCCAACAGCCAACAAGCAAUUGGUAGUUUUGGGCACCUUGGCACAGACUCCAUUAUGUCAACUGACCCAGGUAGAACAGCUGUGGAUGAACCACCAGUAGACACUGCAUGUCCUAGUUCUCCAAAGACCAACUCUCACUCUAUUAGACCUUGGUAUACCAGUAACAUCUGGAAUGAUGCUAAAUUAGAGAAGGACACCACAUCUGAUGUACUCACUGACCAUUCGCAUAUAUAUUCUACUGUAGAAAAAGAACGCAUGUAUUCAGGUGAUUAUCAUGAUGGUUAUUUAACCAGGUCAGAUGGUAAAACAGUCAGAGCAGAUUCAACCAACACAAAUUGUUCCUAUAAUCAGAACACGUCUGUGAUCAACACAAACCACACUAGUUGUUCUAAUCACAAGGAGCCAUUAGAUGGUUCAAUUGCUUUGGCUGAUGUGAGAAUCAGCAACACCAAUGAUAUGGUGGUAGUGCGACCGGUGGCUAGCCCUGCUGUACAAAAUCAAGAAACCAGUCAAGGGUAUGAGAUUACUUCUACUAAGGAAGAAGUUCUGCCUUCUGAUCAUCAAAGCAUCUUAGUCUCUUUGUCCAUACGCUGUGUCUGGAAAAGAACUAUUUGUGAGCGUUCUCAGCUGUUUCGCAUCAAGUAUUAUGGUAACUUUGACAAGCCUCUUGGAAGGUUUUUGCGUGACUACCUGUUUGAUCAGGGUUAUCAGUGUCGUUCCUGUGAUAAGCCACCUGAAGCUCAUGUGCAUUGCUACACUCAUCGCCAGGGAAGUCUAACAAUAUCAGUUCGGAAACUUCCUAAUGUUGUUUUGCCAGGAGAAAGGGAUGGAAAAAUUUGGAUGUGGCACAGGUGUCUAAAGUGCCCUUGGAGUGACGGAUUUCCACCAGCGACUCAACGCAUUGUCAUGUCUGAUGCUGCUUGGGGUUUGUCACUUGGUAAAUUUUUGGAGCUUAGUUUUUCAAAUCAUGCAGCUGCUAGUAGGGUAGCCAAUUGUGGUCAUUCUCUCCACAGAGACUGCCUUCGAUUCUAUGGAUUUGGCAAAAUGGUGGCUUGCUUCCGUUACGCACCUAUUAAUGUUCAUUCUGUUCAUGUACCACCUCAUAAACUCGAUUUUACUCACCAACCCUUGGACUGGAUACAGAAAGAAGCUAAUGAGGUCAUUGACCGGGCAAAGGUUCUCUUUGAUGAAAUAUUACGUAGUUUGCACGUGAUCUCUGAGAAAAAGGCUCACAGCAGUUCUCUCAAUGUGGAAUGUCCCAAUUACAUCACUGACCUUGAAGGCAUGUUUCGAAAAGAAAAGUUAGAGUUUGAGGGGUGUCUGAAUAAAGUUUUCAAAAAGGAAGCACAGAAAUGUCAACCAGACAUUCUUGAGAUUAAUAGGCUGAGGAGACAGUUACUCUUCCAUUCAUACUUGUGGGAUCAAAGACUGAGAUUUGCUGCAAGAUCAGAUAGGAGUCGCCAUGAACUAUCCAACAUCAGGCAAGGAGAUAAGGAGAUGAUUCAUCCUGUGGACAGUUUUGCUGGACCAAAUGCCACCGAUCAACCUCAAAAGGAAAUUAGUGGAACUGAGGUGGCCAAUAAAGAUGUUAAAUAUGUCGAAAAGCUUCAAGAGAGCAUUUGUAGACAGAAUUGUGCUGCAGUUGAUGCAAGUAAUAGCUAUUGUAAUCUUGACCAGCAAAUAGCCACAUGUGAGUCGGACUCCCUCCAAAGAAGCAUCCAAACACCUCUGUACAGCAGCGUCAGUGUGAACGGUGAUACAGUGCCUUUGGAGUCUGAUCUUGUUGCUCGACGCACCCUUUCAGAAGGGCAGUUCCCCAGUAUAUUAGAUGUUUCCAAUGCACUUGAUGCAAAAUGGACUGGUGAAAAUGAUCCUAUUACUAGCAAGGUAAUAGUCCCAGAUUCUAUUGCAUCCUCAGAGGACUCGGAAGAACAUAUCAGUGAUACUACACCUUCAUAUGCGUCUGUAUUGCUGAACAAGCUAGGCGAUAGUGCAGAGGACCAUUCCAAUUGGAUAGGGAUGCCUUUCUUACAAUUAUACCGUUCUCUCAACAAGCAAUGGAGUCGUUCAAAAAGAUUUGAUGCUCUCAUUGAAUAUACACCUGUUCAUAUUUCUUUCUUAAGGGCAAUGGAGCGCCAGGUUGGGCCCAAAUUUCUCUUUCCAAUAGGUAUCAAUGACACUGUUGUUGGAGUUUAUGAUGAUGAACCUACUAGCAUCAUCUCUUAUGCGCUUACCUCUCAUGAAUACCAUCUGCAGCUGUCAGAUGAGCUGGACAGAGAAACAACAGAGACUUCACCCUCACUCUGUGAUUUGAGAAGUGUCUCAUUAUCUGAAUCGAUAGAUGAAACUAGUUCUGAACUUCUAAGAAGUGUUGUGUCAGCAGAGGACAAUGCGCGCUCCAUUUCAGGAAGCAAGAACACAUCCACUUCUGAUCCACUUUUACAUGGUAAAGUAACUCACAUAAAGGUGAAUUUUGGAGAUGAAGGCCCUCUAGAACAAGUGAAGUACACUGUGAUCUGUUACUAUGCAAAACAAUUUGAUGCUUUGAGGAGAAUAUGCUGUCCAUCUGAGCGUGAUUUUGUUAGGUCACUAAGUCGCUGCAAGAAAUGGGGUGCUCAAGGAGGAAAGAGCAACGUUUUCUUUGCAAAAUCAAUGGAUGACAGGUUCAUAAUUAAGCAGGUCACCAAAACAGAAUUAGAGUCUUUCAUGAAAUUUGCUCCGGACUAUUUCAAAUAUCUGUUAGAGUCAAUUGGCACUGGCAGUCCUACUUGCAUUGCAAAAAUUCUUGGUAUUUAUCAGGUGAAGAGCCUGAAAGGUGGAAAGGAGACAAGGAUGGAUGUUCUCGUCAUGGAAAAUCUUUUAUUUGAACGUCAUGUGACAAGAUUGUAUGAUUUGAAGGGCUCUACAAGAUCAAGAUAUAACCCUGACUCGAACGGUAGUGAUAAAGUACUUCUUGAUGAGAACUUAAUUGAAGCAAUGCCUACAUCCCCUAUUUUUGUCGGGAACAAGGCGAAGCGACUUCUGGAGAGAGCUGUUUGGAAUGAUACUGCAUUCCUUGCUUCCAUUGAUGUAAUGGAUUACUCAUUACUUGUUGGUGUUGAUGAGAAGAAGCAUGAACUUGUUAUGGGAAUCAUAGAUUUUAUGAGGCAGUAUACAUGGGACAAACAUCUAGAGACAUGGGUGAAAGCUUCAGGAAUAUUAGGUGGACCAAAGAAUGUAUCACCAACAGUAAUUUCACCAAAGCAAUACAAGAAGCGUUUCAGGAAAGCCAUGUCGGCCUACUUUCUUGUUGUUCCAGAUCAAUGGUCGCCUCCAGCAAUCAUCCCCAGCAAGCAAGUGUCUGAAAGCGGCCAAGAUAAUGAUCAGUUUCUCUCCACGGGAUCAUGAUGCAUGCUGGACCUUAAAAAUGCUCGGAAAUAUUGUGGAAUAACUCUUUUUUGUCACAUAUAUAGAGUUCUAUUAAUUACUAUUUAGCUCAUUCUUUUUCAUUGGCCCUAUUUAUCUGGCACCUUAUUCUUUUUUCUUUGGAAGAUCAAGAUGUACAAAAUCUAGCUGAAGUUUCUGGAAGUUCUAGAUAGAAAAUUGACAAGUGUAUAGGAGGAGCGUAUAAAGAUAUGCCAUCUACAUGAGUCUGUAGUGCACUGAGAUGAUACCAUGCAGAUAAAUAGAAUUACUUCUACCUUUGCAAACA